Anolis carolinensis (green anole) is the source of this 4494-nucleotide messenger RNA. RefSeq names its product 17-beta-hydroxysteroid dehydrogenase 14. The record is from RefSeq and is a predicted model, not a curated record. Gene Ontology annotation, cellular component: cytosol. Gene Ontology annotation, biological process: steroid catabolic process. The coding region runs from base 2787 to 3614 and encodes 275 amino acids. Gene Ontology annotation, molecular function: estradiol 17-beta-dehydrogenase [NAD(P)+] activity. The transcript is spliced from 9 exons. NCBI's taxonomy places the organism in Eukaryota, Metazoa, Chordata, Lepidosauria, Squamata, Anolidae.
CUAACAGCCAUAACCAUCAAUUAUGGCAUUAUUGGAUUUUUUUAUUGCUCAAAAGAUCCAUAACCUUAAUUUGGUUGAUAUUUUUGUUAAUUUGAACAAAAUCAGCAACAUUGACAACCCAUUCUACCAUUGUUGGUGCUUCAGUUCAUUUCCAAUUUGAGCAAAAAAAUAUUACUGCCAUUCUGUUACACAUUGAAGAAGUAGUGUAUAUUAUCCAUUUUCACAUCCUGGAUAAAUAGCAAAUCAUUUCUGAUGACAUGGCAAAAUUUACCUUUAAAAUGUAUUGAAUUAUCAUAAAAAUGACUAUCUACAUGUGGAUCAAAUAUGUCAUUAUCUUGACAAUGGCAACAUCGACUUAAACCUUUUGUAGACAUUUAUUUUAUACAUAACUUAUUGGGCACUAAUUCUCUCAUUUUACCGAAUAUAAUACAUAUUUUCUUUUAAACUGCAGCAUAAGGUACAUUUUAUGUAUUUAAUCCAGAUGUUUUUUCCAUUAAACCAUUUGAACAUCAUGCCCCAAAUUUUGGGUACACCUUUAUCCUGUAAUUUGUACAGGUUCAUCUUCCUUUGCCGAUUUCUAAUGGUAUUCACACUUUCCAAAAAGAAUUAAUGAUGCCAAUCUUUACACAAUUGUAGGCAAAACUCAUUUUCUCCAGCAUCACUAGUUAGAUCUCUUUGAUCUUGGUUAAAUUGCUCAUAAAUCUUAAGUAGUAUGAGGAACUUCUGAGAACGUCUCCACCUCAGGGCGAGGUGCAUGGCUGCGUUUGUCUGUUGUUAACGUCGACUGGAUAAAACUGCUUCUUCGGAUGCCUUAAUUUUGAUUUUGCUGACUGGAAGAGAUGUGAUUUUUCUUCACAAAAUUUGAAUAUGCUGUAGGCCUUUGGUUCGUUUCCUCAGAAUAUAUGUGUACAAGGCAUACAGAAAUAAUUAAUUUCUUGCUUAGAUUUGAGAUAUCUCCAAGAUACCUCAUUCUGUAUAUGCAAAUACGCCAAAAUCUGAAAACUCCCCAAAGCCAAAACACAUCUGUUCCCAAUCAAUCCAGAAAAGAGAGGUUCAACCUCUCAGGGAAUUUUGCGUUUCAUUUUGGCGUGAGUGCAGAUGAGUUCCCUCUAUCAGCUCCAGCUUCAUGCGGGGACAUGAGAGAAGCUUCCCACAAGGAUGGUAAAAACAUCAAAACAUUCAGUCGUCCCCUGGGCAACGUUCUUGCAGAUGGCCAAUUCUCUCAUACCAGAAGCGAUUUGCAGUUUCUCAAAUCGCUCCUGACACAAAAAAAACUAGUGUAUUUUUACAGAAAAUUUGGCACCAGUGACAGAAAUACUGUAACAUGCAAAGAAGAGGGUGAAAAAAGAACAGAUCAAAUAUUUUGCCAUCUUUUAAAUUUAAAACUAAGCAAUAUGUAUUGGAAAUAAUUGCACCCAGACUCUGGGCACAUAUCCUUUUGGAAAAUAAAUGGCAAUCAUAACCUUAUUGAAAAGGAAAAAUGAUGUCAUAUCCGUUUGGCAAAUGUGAAUCUCCAUGAACAUGUGGAGACCACCUUUUGAAAACCACUAGCCAUGAAAAGCAUGACCUUGUUAGAAGUCAACCCUUUGAACAAGUGAUAUUCACAAGCAUCAUGUUAUGGUGCACAGGUAACUCAGCUGUUAAACUGAAGAACCAUGUCUUUAAACUAUUUGGUUAGCAGAGGAUGGUUGUUACUUUGAAGUUGAAAUUGCAGUUGCAAUUGCCCAAAAGAUAUACACUCCCUUGGAACCUCUUAGUUUAAACUAUGCACUCAGAGAUAAAAAAAACAGUCUUCUUUGAAAAAUAACAUAUCUUGUUUACUCACAAACAUCUUGUAUUAAUUCACCAUACAGGCACAUUUCUUAUUAAAGUUCAGUUAUAGAUAGAAUGUAGCUUCUCUCUGUGUUGAGUAGUACACAGGGUAUAAUUCUUAAUCAAUAGUCCAUAGUCUUUAAGUAUAGUUGUACUCACUGAAGUCCAAAAUCAUGCUUCUCUACUGAAGUCCAAACAGAUACAUGCAUCCACCUCCACUGAGGUCUGAUGCAAACAUACAUCCACCUACACUGAAGUGUAAAGCAGACACUGAAUACAAAAUAGAGUCCCGGGUCUGAACAUGCUCAGUACAAUCACAUGUCUAUAACCCCUCCCACACCAUAGAGGUACAGUUAAACUGGCAAAUCAACAUACACAUAGAAUACAGGUUAGCAAAUAUAUACAUUAACAAAUAAAUAGUGAAAGACUGGGGAGAUUGCUAUUUCCAACAUAAAAUGUGGUAUAAAAACUGAGAACUGAGAACUUGAGGAUUCUAUUACAUUUUUAGAGGUUCAUAUUUUAAAAUCUUAAUCAGUUGACUUCUGCUUCUGAGGCUGAAGUAAAAUGCUGUUUUUGUAUUUUCAGUGGGAAUUGGAUAAAACUGCUUAUUCAGAUUAUUUAAUUUUGGUUUUGCUGACUGGCUGAGUAUGAGUUAUCAUGUGGUUGUUGUGUACCUUCAAGUGGUUUCCUCAGAUUGUUGUAUAUACAAGAUUUAAAUGAAACAUACAUUAAUUUCUUGCGUAGACCUGAGAUAUCACCAAGAUAUCUCAUUCUGCACAUGCACAAAUAUCCAAUAUCUGAAAAAAACCAAAGCCAAAAGACAUGUUCCCAAGCAUUCCAGAUAAGGGAUGCUCAACCUCUAAUGGCAUCUUGAGGGGUGUGCAUGUGUAGUGGGGGAAACCAGAUGGUGCUGUGUGUAUUUAAAAGACCAGCUGGAUGUGGAGUCAUCAGGCAGAAUAGUAAGAGGAGCUGUGAUGGCAACUGGGCUGCGGUAUCCGGGGAAGGUGGUCAUAGUAACGGGGGGCACCAGGGGCAUCGGCGAAGCGAUCGUCAGAGAAUUUGUCCACCAGGGAGCCAAAGUGGUAUUCUGUGCCAGAGAAAGUGAAGAAGAACAGGGGAAGGCGAUUGUGCAGGAACUGGAGUAUUGUGGGAGCCCUGGGGAAGCGUACUUUCAGAUCUGCGAUGUUCGCUGCGAAAAAGCUAUUAAGAAUCUAGUUGCCGUGACCAUUGAACGUUAUGGAUGCCUUGACUGUCUGGUGAACAAUGUUGCCAUCCAUCCCCCUUACCGAACAAUCGAUGAUUGCACUGCAGAAGAUUUCCACAACCUCAUCGCCAUCAAUGUUGUCGGCUACUUCUUAGCAUCUAAGUAUGCUUUGCCUUUCAUCCGUAAAAGAAAAGGGAACAUCAUCAAUAUGUCCAGCAUUGUCGGCAUUUUUGGAGACAGGAAAUCUCCAAUUUUUGUUGCAACUAAGGGUGCUGUUACUGCAAUGACAAAAGCUCUGGCCAUUGAUGAGAGCAAGCAUUGUGUCCGAGUCAACAGCAUCUCACCUGCCAAUAUCUGGACUCCAAUGUGGGAAAAACUUGCAAACAAAGAUCCUGAUCCAGAGGCAGCGAUCCAGAAAGGCAAAGAUUUUCAGCUUAUGGGACGGAUGGGGACCCCUGCAGAGAUUGCCAAGGCUGCCCUGUUCCUUGCUGCCGAUGCCACAUUCUGCACAGGAUUUGACCUUGUGCUUAGUGGUGGAGCUGAGCUUGGCUUUGCCCAUAAGAGUCAAGUUACUCCUGGAUGUGGCUCUAAAAAUUAGUGGAGUCAACCAGAAAGGGAGGAUUGUGGUGACUACAAGGUAGAAUGACAAUCUAUCUGAUUUCCACUUCACAAGGUAGUUGUAUCCGUGCAUUGUAGCCCAUACAGAAAAAAUUGCAGGAGGGUUUAUGUCUCCUUCUAAAUGUUUGUUUGACUAUAAUUCCCAACAGCGAGCAACUAAUACAGUCUAUGUGAAGAAGGCACUGGAUAUUGCAGUUCAGCAACAUCUGGAGGGCUACAUGAUUCCCGGGUAAUCAUCCAAAUAAUAUAAUACAUUCAGAUAUGAUAAGGGUGAAGAAGGUGCUUUGCCACAGGACUUUCUUCUUGUUUUGGAAAGCAGAAUAGCAACAGGUACAGUUUUUCCAAUCCAUGCAUUACCCAUAUAAGAAAAGGCUAAGAAGCAUGUGGAAUUCUAGAUCUGUGGUUUCCAGCAUUUAGUCCUUCGGUUGUUUUGAUGCUCCAUUCCAACCACAUCCUUCAACCCAGAGCUGUGCCAAGGAAUAGGUCCCUUCCCAUAUCAUUCCCAGUUGGGAGCUCAGGUAUGAGAUUUAGCAAAUUGCCCUCAAAUCUGGACUGUGAAAUCCACUUCCAAAAGACCUGCCUCCCAGAUCAGAAAAGGUCAAUAAACUCCAGAACGAUGCGGAUUGGAUGAGCUCUCCCUGUUGGAACAGUUGCCCGCAUUGCAAAGAUAAAUGCUGCUUAAUAUUGGGGGCAAAGUGAAAGUGUGGUAAAGACCUCCAUGGAUGAAUCCUUGUUCCCAUCCAAGGAAGCGAUUUCUUAAUCUCUUCUUGAUAUUGUAACACUAACAACAAACAUAUCUUUUCAUAUGUGAGCAAUUCUAAUUUUUAUACUCAAUAAACAUUUAACUCAAAGAGUCUUAA